Messenger RNA from Eruca vesicaria subsp. sativa (arugula), 885 nucleotides. Lineage: Eukaryota; Viridiplantae; Streptophyta; Magnoliopsida; Brassicales; Brassicaceae. The record is from the annotation of a GenBank genome assembly.
AUGUCUAAGCAAACAAAUGACGUCUCCUCCGCGGUCGAUCAGAAGAAGGGGUUCAAGACCGAUGGCUCAUCUACUCCAACGGAGUCCAAACGUCACUGUCCAAAUUCCAGAAACCGCAAGUCAGUGAUUGAUACCGACGGCUCUUUCUGGGAUGUCCAUAUGGAGGAGAAGAAGAGCAGAGUUUUGGUCAUUGGAGCAACCGGAAGAUUAGGUCAAUACUUGACCCGUUUCAGCAUCCAAUCGGGUCACCCAACUUUCGCCCUCAUUAUAAACUCCACUUUCUCCGAUCCUUCCAAGUUUGUUAAGCUCGAAUCUCUCUCAUCUGCCCGCGUCACUCUCCUCAAAGGUUCAUUGGAGGAUGAAGCAAGCUUAGAAGUAGCAGUAAACAAAGUCGAUGAUGUCAUCUCUGCGGUUCUUACAAAACGUGCUCUUGAUCAGAAACUUCUCAUCAACGUCAUCAAACGAACUGCCUCCAUCAAGGUCCCUCUCUCUCUCACUCUCCAUCAUUCACAUUUUACAGAUCCAGACAAAACACAAGUCUCUGAUCUUGAUCACGGCUUCUACUCCAAGAAAUCUGAGAUAAGACGUCUUAUAGAAUCAUCAAAGACUCCACACACAUACAUUUGCUGUGGAUUGUUCAUGAGGAUUCUACUUCAAUCUCUUGUGCAACCUUGUUUUCAAUCUCCUCCAAUGGAUAAAGUCACAAUCUUUGGAGAUGGAAACGUUAAAGCUGUUUUUAUGAAUGAGGUUGAUGCUGCGGCAUUUACAAUCAAAACGAUUGAUGAUCCCAGAACACCGAACAAGACGUUGUACCUUAGGCCGCAUGGGAAGCUCUCAGAAGACGAUGAAACAAGUUCCACAAUCCACAUAUCAGAUUUCUCAUAG